Molecule: messenger RNA, 210 nt
Organism: Galeopterus variegatus (Sunda flying lemur)
Lineage: Eukaryota; Metazoa; Chordata; Mammalia; Dermoptera; Cynocephalidae
Product: putative SNURF-like protein
Cellular component (GO): nuclear speck
Source: RefSeq, a predicted model, not a curated record
AUGGAGCAAGCAAGGGAUCACUUACACCUGAGACGGACUACAGAACAGCACGUGCCAGAGGUGGUCCAAGUCAAACACAGGACAGGCUCACUGAGCAAACAAGAGUGUCAGUUGUACCUGAGGCACUCUCAGCAGCAGCAAGGACCUGUGAUGGACUUGCAGGUGGAGCUGAGACAGGUGUUCUUAGCUAAGACACCAAGACGUGGUUAA